CGGCGGCGUGUAUCCGGCGCGGGCGGGCCCCGACCAGGCUCUGCCCGCCCAGCCGCUCCUCCUGCGCGCGCGGCGCGUCUAGAGCAGAGUUGACUAUAUAUGGUCAAAGGCAAGGGGAGAGGCGGAAAAGUGGCCCGGGCGGGCGCUUCCUGGUCCGUGCGGGCUGGCGUGCGUGGCUCUCCCCGCGCCUUUGAACCGCGGCGGCCUUCAGCGGCGGCGACUGCGGCGGCGGUAACAAGUGGUGUCCGGCCGAGAUGCCUUACGAGCCGAGAAAAGUGUUUGCCAGCCUUCCCCAGGUGGAGAGGGGCGUCUCCAAAAUCAUCGGCGGAGACCCGAAAGGCGCCAACUUCCUCUACACCAACGGGAAAUGUGUCAUCAUUCGGAACAUUGACAAUCCUGCAGUUGCCGAUAUUUACACGGAGCACGCCCAUCAAGUUGUUGUUGCCAAGUAUGCGCCCAGUGGCUUCUACAUUGCAUCUGGAGACAUCUCCGGAAAGCUCCGAAUCUGGGACACCACUCAAAAGGAACACCUCCUGAAGUACGAAUAUCAGCCAUUUGCAGGAAAAAUCAAAGACAUUGCCUGGACAGAAGACAGCAAGAGGAUUGCUGCCGUUGGGGAAGGAAGAGAGAAAUUUGGAGCUGUGUUCCUUUGGGAUACCGGCUCCUCCGUCGGUGAGAUCACUGGCCACAACAAAGUGAUCAAUAGUGUGGAUAUUAAACAGACUCGGCCAUAUCGCCUAGCCACCGGCAGCGAUGACAAUUGUUCUGCAUUCUUUGAAGGACCGCCAUUCAAAUUCAAGUUUACAAUUAGUGACCACAGCCGUUUUGUCAACUGUGUGAGGUUUUCUCCAGAUGGGAAUAAGCUUGCUUCAGCCAGUGCAGAUGGCCAGAUUUUUAUUUAUGAUGGGAAAACUGGAGAAAAAGUAGGUGCUCUAGGUGGAAGUAAAGCACACGACGGAGGCAUUUAUGCGAUAAGCUGGAGUCCAGAUGGCAGUCAACUUCUUUCUGCUUCAGGAGACAAAACUGCAAAAAUCUGGGAUGUUGGCGCCAACAGCAUCGUGAACACUUUCAACAUGGGAUCAAACGUUCUGGACCAACAGCUGGGCUGCCUGUGGCAAAAAGACCACUUGUUGACUCUCUCUCUUUCUGGCUACAUCAAUUACCUGGAUAAGAACAAUCCCGAUAAACCCCUCCGCAUCAUAAAGGGCCACAGUAAAUCCAUACAGUGUCUUACAGUGCAUAGAAAUGGGGGGAAAUCCUAUAUUUACUCUGGGAGCCACGAUGGACACAUUAAUUUCUGGGAUUCAGAGACGGGUGAAAACGAUAGCUUUUGGGGGAAGGGUCACACCAACCAGGUUUCACGCAUGGCGGUGGAUGAGUCAGACCAACUCGUCAGCUGUAGCAUGGACGAUACUGUGCGAUACACUAGCCUUAACAAGAAAGACUACAGUGGCCAAGAUGUUAUAAAAAUGGAUGUUCAGCCAAAAUGUAUAGCAGUUGGACCUGGGGGAUAUGCUGUGGUCAUAUGCAUUGGAGAAAUUGUCCUGAUGAAGGAUAAGAAGAAGUGUUUUGCCAUCAGUAACCUCGACUUUGACCCUGAAGUCGUUGCAAUUCACCCAGGAGGUGGUACAGCAGCAGUCGGAGGAACAGAUGGGAUCGUGUACCUGUAUGCAAUCCAGGGCACUUCUUUAAAAAGAGAAGACAAAACUUUGGAAGCAAAAGGUCCCGUGACUGACCUGGCCUAUUCUCACGACGGUGCCUUCCUCGCAGUGACGGAUGCCAGCAAGGUGGUCACAGUGUUCAGUGUUGCUGACGGCUACACAGAACAUAAUGUCUUCUACGGACACCAUGCAAAAAUUGUUUGCAUAGCUUGGUCGCCGGAUAAUGAACAUUUUGCUUCUGGGGGUAUGGAUAUGAUGGUGUACGUUUGGACACUGAGUGACCCUGAGACCAGAGUCAAAAUACCAGAUGCCCACAGAUUACACCACGUAAGCAGUUUGGCGUGGCUGGAUGAACAUACCUUGGUCACAACAUCGCAUGAUGCGUCUGUCAAAGAGUGGUCCAUUUCCUACAAAUGAAUCAGAAGGUCCUCUUCAGAGAGUGGGACUACUGGUGUGGAAAAUAACGUUUCUCUUUCUUAAAAAAAUAAAUCUGUAAUGACCCCUGAGGUCCUAUAGCCUAUUCUCAUAUCUUUGCAGGGAGUGUUCAUGUCUGUAAUGAAAUGACCUUCAAGAGCUUUAGUCGGUAACGGUUUGCACAUGUGAAGCACUUAAAUUAUGUCUGAGGCCCAUAAAAUCUUUUUGUGUGCUGAACAUUCCAGGAUAUGCAGCCUAGCCGGUCAGUGUAGAAAAUUGAAAACUGGUUUGGUUCCUUAUUUUGUAAUAAAACACACAUACAUUUGCACGUGAUAUUGUACAGCAUGGGAGAACUCUCCUUUUUUUCUAAUUGCAGAACAUUUCUGUACUAAUAGUCAUAGUAAAAAUAGUAGUUGUGAUCCCAAAAAUCGAUCAAGUGGUGUGCAGCUACUGUAUAUUAUGUCGCUUGUCUGUAAUGCACAAAACAGUUUCCAUCACCAGAUAACAAAAUAGGGUACAUCGUAAUAAUAAACUUUUCUGUAUUUUCAUGUUCAGAUUUGUGGUUAUUUUAAGAUUAUUUGAAGACAGAAAUGUGGGGGACGGGUAUGUAUUUUGAUGUUCUUUCAGAAUUUGAAGUUUACAGACAAAUGUCAAGAUGUCCUUUUUUUUCCUUUUAAAGAUAUGCCUUUUGUUAUCUUUUGAACAAAUGAGAAUACUUGAUCAUGAUUUUGCUGUCAGAAAAGGGGUGCUUCUAGAUAUGCUUUAACUAAACUUGUUUCCUGAGGAGAAAUAUGUUGAUGUAAGAAAAACUACAGUAAUUAUUUUAAAAAAACCUGUUUCUGGUACAGGAAUUAAAAUAAAAUAAAGUAUUAAUUUGA
This is a messenger RNA of Sphaerodactylus townsendi, 2953 nucleotides long. RefSeq names its product WD repeat domain 1 (gene WDR1). Lineage: Eukaryota; Metazoa; Chordata; Lepidosauria; Squamata; Sphaerodactylidae. Gene Ontology annotation, biological process: locomotion; actin filament depolymerization; sarcomere organization. Gene Ontology annotation, molecular function: actin filament binding. Gene Ontology annotation, cellular component: cortical actin cytoskeleton. The record is from RefSeq and is a predicted model, not a curated record. The coding region runs from base 255 to 2078 and encodes 607 amino acids. The transcript is spliced from 15 exons.